AUGUAUUUUUCAAACAACAAAAAGAAUAAUGUUCUUUAUUCAGUACCAUAUUUUGCACCUGGACAACAUGAAUAUCAACCUUUGAUGAAUGAUGAAAAGGAGAAUAAUAAAGACAAGUUAAUGUAUCCUAUUGGUGAAGGAUAUUGGGUUCACCUUGAACAAGAAGAAAUUAGUUCAAUUGUUUGUUCAUCAGUCUGGGGAUACAUAAUAUGUAUCAUUCAAUUGCUUGUUGGAAUAGUAUUAUUUUUGUUUUCUGGAUAUGGUUCAUUUUUCACUUUAGUAUUUGUAGCAAUGUUGGCUCAUAUAUUCAGUGUCUCUCUUGGAAUUUAUUCUAUUACUAAAAAGAAUGUUUUAUUAAUGUUAAAUUAUGCAGUAUAUUCUGUAGUUAUAUUUGCAAUUACAGUAGCUGUAUUUAUUAUUGCAACUAUUGUUUCAGCCGAAUCAUUUACAUGGUGGAUAUUUAUUAUUUGUCUAACUGUAAUCAACGUUCAAAUCUAUGGAAUCAAACAUUUAUUCCAACUUGCAAUGCUUCUUAGACAACUUCAAGGAAGGGAAGUCGAUCGUCUUACUGGCUUGCCACAGGUACAAAUCCCAAUUUCCAACAUUCCAACCUAUCCAUACCCAACAACUGUAAAUUAUACUCAACCAAUGCAACCACCUGCACAACAACAACAACAAACAAAUUCACAACCCAAUUAUUACCCAGGACUUUAUGCUCCACAAUAUCUUCCUACUCAACCAAUUGAUACCAAUAUGAUGAGAACUCAUCCAUACGAUCAACCAAAUAACUCGACGAAUGGUAUCGAUAGAAUGGGUUAUUAA
Messenger RNA from Cavenderia fasciculata, 822 nucleotides. RefSeq lists its product as uncharacterized. NCBI's taxonomy places the organism in Eukaryota, Evosea, Eumycetozoa, Acytosteliales, Cavenderiaceae. The transcript is spliced from 3 exons. The record is from RefSeq and is a predicted model, not a curated record. Bases 1 to 822 code for a protein of 273 amino acids.